Molecule: messenger RNA, 1434 nt
Organism: [Candida] anglica
Lineage: Eukaryota; Fungi; Ascomycota; Pichiomycetes; Serinales; Debaryomycetaceae
Source: the annotation of a GenBank genome assembly
AUGGGUAAGAAGAGCUUUGCUACCACCGAGGAGCUCAAUCUUGAGUUAGUUGACCCAGGAACCAUUCGCAUCGAUUGUUCGGGUGCCUACAUUGGCAAUGAUUAUUUGCUUAGAAAUACUGAAAAGGAUGUAGAUACCGAUUCUUCAGACUCAUCCAAGAUUGACAAUGGUACCAAGGGUAAAAGUAGUUCAGUUAGCACUACUGGAGGCUUAACUGAUCCAUCAUCAUCAUCAUCAUCAUCCGAAGACUCUGACUCCGACCAUACGAAUUCUAGACUGCCAUCAAUUCACAGCCUCAAUGGUCCAGUAGAAGACAUUGACCUCACGAAAAACAUCACACUCCCACAACACAAUUCUGAAAUCAUUCAUAUUUCAGUAGAUAUUGGUGGGACUCUCACGAAACUUGUAUAUUUCACCAAGAAUAGUCAUAAAGAUACCUCGAAAUCAGGUGGGAAACUUCAUUUUAAAGAUUUCCAAACAGAACACUUCCAAUCACAAGUGCUCAAGUUUAUGAUCAAACUCAUUCAUAAGUCCUUUGAUAAGAAUUUACCUCCAAUCACGUAUAUCAUGGCCACCGGUGGUGGAGCCAACAAGUUCCACAAGCUAAUGACCAAGACGUUUCAAAAACAUAAAUUACCAAUGAAGGUGAUUGCUAAAGAUGAAAUGGAAUGUUUGAUUAGAGGGUUAGAUUGGUUUAUCACUAAAAUCCCCAAUGAAAUUUUCAUUUAUGAUUUGGAAGAACAUACUACCAAGUUCAUCCCCAACCCAUAUACCGCUAACCAGGAUAUUUAUCCGUAUUUACUUGUUAAUAUCGGCAGUGGAGUUUCUAUGAUUAAAGUCACUGGUCCAGGGCCACAUGGGUUUGAAAGAAUUGGAGGUUCCUCGUUAGGUGGAGGAACAUUGUGGGGGCUCCUUUCCCUUUUGACUGAGGCUAAAGAUUAUAAUGAAAUGUUGGAAAUGGCUCUGAGAGGAGAUAAUGAAAACAUUGACUUGCUUGUAGGGGAUAUUUAUGGAUCUAACUACAACAAGAUUGGUCUUAAAUCAAAUCAUAUUGCAUCAUCGUUUGCUAAAGUGUUUAAGAAACUCCGGUUCCAUAACGAUGAGAAUAAGGAGUUAACACCUUUAGAAAAACUCAACCAGUUCAAGCCUGAAGAUAUUGCUAGAUCUCUUCUAUACCUGGUGCUGAAUAAUAUAGGCCAAAUUGCAUACCUUCAAGCCCUUCGUUUCAAACUCCAACGAAUUUAUUUUGGUGGGAGUUAUAUAUCUGGCCAUAAACAAACCAUCCAUACCCUUUCAUACGCUGUGAAUUUCUGGUCUAAUGGUGACAUGAAGUCCUACUUUUUGAGACAUGAAGGGUAUCUCGGUAGUGUAGGAGCAUUCAUUAUGGGUCCAGAUCUGAAUGGCUGCAUUUCCGAAGAAACCAAUGCUUCAUAA